UGGUCCUGGGAGGAGGGGGGGAGGAGAGCUCUUGCUCUGUUGCUGUCAGUGUACAAUGUAAACAGCCUGGUGUCUGCAGAUUUCACAUCAAGUUAACAUGUUUACCAAGUCAAUGGCAGGUGCCCGCCUUUUUAACCAACAUUCCAGGAAUACGAUGUUUCACAUUCUAUUUUCAAAGCCAGCAGUGCAUUCCAGAGUGCUGAAAUUAUGGCGUUCCACCCUCAGUUCCCUUGUAGGAGAAAAUAAUCUUAUCUUGAUGGGUCCUCCAGGGUCCGGGAAGACCUCAGUUGGUAGAAUUCUUGGCCACAAGCUGGGUUGUCCUGUUAUAGACGUGGAUGACGAUGUCCUUGAAAAAGACUGGAACAUGAGUGUGUCCAAUAAAUUGCAGGAAGUUGGCGAUGAGCAGUUUUUAGAAGAGGAAGGAAAAGCCCUUUUAAAGUUUUCAGCAUCUGGAAGUGUGAUUUCCCUUACGGGCUCCAACCCUCUUCACACUAGCAGCAUGGAACACACAAAGAAAAAUGGCUUAGUUGUUUAUCUUGAUGUCAAUUCACAGGAUAUAAUUGAGAGGCUCGAAGGAAUGAAAGUGGAUCGUAUUAUUGGGCAAAAGUCCGGAGCUAGAAUUGGCGACAUACUUCAGAAAAGGAAGCAUUUUUAUAAAAAGUGGCAUGAUGUGCGUGUACUCUGCCAGAGGGGCGAUACUGUAGAGGUUUUGGCUGAAAAAGUAAUUGAUGCAGUAAAAAAAUAUCAGAAUGUAGACUCUGAUAUUUUUGUUUCUACAAGAUCCCAAAGCUGUGAAGCUGAAAUGAGCCAAGACAAAGCAAAAUUCUUUAGUGACGUUGUCAUAGAGGGUUUAGCUGCUGAUGGUGGACUCUACGUUCCCAAGAAUGGUCUACCAAAGCUUACUGCUGGCGAGUGGGAAAGAUUGGUUAAGUCGACUUAUGCUGAAAGGGCACAGAUAAUACUGGAAAGAUGCAUCCAUCCAAUUGAUGUUCCACCUGUUGUUUUAGGAGAAAUGAUUGAAAAGGCAUAUGGUGAAAAUUUUGCUUGUAGCAAAAUUGCCCCCAUCAGGCAUUUGUCUGGCAAUCAGUUCAUUCUUGAACUCUUUCACGGACCAACUGCUUCUUUCAAAGACUUGGCCUUGCAGUUUAUGCCUCACUUGUUUGCUUAUUGCGUCCCCAAAACAUGUAACUAUCUAGUUCUUGUGGCUACUUCUGGAGACACAGGUAGUGCGGUUCUGGAUGGGUUUAGCCGCCUCAGUGACCUUGACAGGCGAAGGAUGGCCGUCUUCUGUCUUUACCCUGAAAAUGGAAUAAGCCAGAUACAAAAGUCACAAAUAAUUGCUUGUCAAGGAGAUAAUGGGUUUGCACUGGGAGUGAAAUCUGAUUUUGAUUUCUGUCAGACUGCAAUAAAAGAAAUCUGCACCAAUCCUGAUUACACCGGCUAUCUUACAGCUGAAUACGGAACUACUCUGAGUACUGCCAAUUCUAUCAACUGGGCCAGGCUGCUACCUCAAGUUGUUUACCACGCUUCCGCUUAUCUUGAUCUAGUCAGUCAAGGUGUCAUAACUUUUGGGAACCCAGUUGAUGUAUGUAUUCCCACCGGUAACUUUGGCAACAUACUUGCUGCCAUUUGCGCAAAACAUAUGGGAAUACCCAUUCGAAAAUUCAUCUGUGCCUCCAAUCAAAACCACAUUUUAACCGAUUUUAUCAAAACCGGAUGUUAUGACCUCAGGGGUCAGAAAUUACUGCCAUCCCAUUCGCCAGCAAUUGAUAUUCUUAAAUCCUCCAACUUAGAGAGGUAUUUACAUCUCAUCUCUGACCAGGAUGGUGAGCUUGUUAAAAAACUCUACAGUGAGUUACAAAGUCAAGGUCAUUUUCGGCUGCCGGAAAAUUUAUUUAAAAAUCUCCAGAAUGAUAUUAUUGGCAGCUGGUGUUCUGAGGCAGACUGCUUGUCCGCAAUCCGCUCUGUACAUAGUAAAAGCGGAUAUAUCAUGGACACACACACAGCAGUUGCCAAAGUUGUGGCCGACAGGGUGCAAGACCGUACUUGUCCAGUUAUCAUCUCAUGUACAGCUCAUUAUUCUAAGUUUGCACCUGUUAUUUUGCAAGCUUUGAGGAUUGAAGAAAUUAAGCAAAGCCCAUUAAGCCAGCUCCAUGUGUUAAAUUCCUUCCGUCCCUUGCCUCCUGCUCACAAGGCACUCUCAACAAAGCUUAAAGACCAAGAGUCUCAUAAGAGCCGUGUUUGUGAGGCUGAUGCAAACUGCAUCAUGGGCCACAUUGAAAAUUACCUUCAAAAACAAUUCUUGAGGGCUUACUAGCAGUUGUGGCAGCUAUAAUCUUUCCCUGCAAAAACAAUCUCCUUGAAAAUCCAGACAUUAGAUAAAGUAGAAAAACAAACUGUAGCCAAAGAGCUUCCACUUGAGCAGAUUACGAAAAUAUUUCAGGAAAGCUUUUUCAAUGCUAAUUUGCAAACGGAAAGACCUUCACUCGAUCAAGCUAAAAUUAGUUUGAGAGAAUGACUAAUGUAACGUGUUUGGGUCGGAAGGCAUUGUGAGUUGUAGGAAAACAAGUCAUGUCUCCAAACGCUGCCAGAGGAUGAUGACAAAAUUGAUGGUGUUUCCUUUAGGGUCUGUUAUGUUGCUAUGAUCGCAGUCCAUGGACUGUGCUGAAUGCGUAAUCCGGAUUUAAAUGGUAUGAAUGACACCACACCCUUAUAACGUUCAUUUAUAGAAAUUGCUAUUUCAGAUGGGUUACUAGUGGCAAAAGCUUGUUCGUUAUUUGAUUGCUAUAUUUGAACAGCAAAUGGAGGGCGAUCAUAACUAAACUGAUGGCGUUUGGACCAAUGCAGAUAAAUAGCCCUAUAAAAUUAUUUUAGGGGUAAUUGGAUAAAUGUCACUCAAAACUGAUUUCUCUAUUCUGAGAAUAUUGUGGCAGUACAAUGCUGUUUUGAGAUUUUGCUGCUAUUCCUUGACCUUUUACAGGAACUUCCUCUGUGAUCACUUUUUAGCUAACCUACUGUUGUCACUGCCUUUUCCAUGGGAAAAAAAUGUAAAAAUUAUAACCUUCAGUGUCUUUUUGGUUGCUCUUGGAUAUGCUAAUACAGACUUAGAUAGGCAAGGUCAAGUGCAACCUCUUGCCAGCCUCAGUUUUUUCAGAUAAACUUAUUUGCCACUUAAAUAUUUAAUGGGGUUGAUUUACUAAAGGAAUAAAAACUGUUCACUUUACAAAGUUUACAUAGGAAUCUUAAAGGGGUUGUAAACCAUCAGUUUUUUUCACCUUAAUGCAGCCUAUGCAUUAUUAUAUGACACUUCC
This is a messenger RNA of Rana temporaria (common frog), 3311 nucleotides long. It is a transcript of the gene THNSL1, whose product is annotated as threonine synthase like 1. NCBI's taxonomy places the organism in Eukaryota, Metazoa, Chordata, Amphibia, Anura, Ranidae. Gene Ontology annotation, biological process: amino acid metabolic process. The transcript is spliced from 2 exons. The record is from RefSeq and is a predicted model, not a curated record. Gene Ontology annotation, cellular component: cytoplasm. Gene Ontology annotation, molecular function: pyridoxal phosphate binding. The coding region runs from base 98 to 2317 and encodes 739 amino acids.